UUAUCAACAUGAUCAACAAGUGCACAUGAGUGGUUACUGAUUACAAGUGAUGUUAUAGUUUGUUUGUGAUAAGGCCCGGCUUUCAGCACAAAGUCCUGCCAGGUACAACAAGCCCUUGCGCUACUUGCUCACAUCCCUCCCAUCCCUCGUAGGACCACUGCUGCUUCUCAGAGUUCUUGAACAACAGCAGCAUCAUGAGUGUAGAGUCCACCAAGCAGCGUGAUUCUUGCUGCUCCAAGCUCAAGCUUUUUCUGGCCUCUAUGGCAUUCGUAUACUUUGCCAAAGCCUUCGGUGGAGCCUACAUGAAGAGCUCCAUCACCCAGAUUGAGAGACGCUUCGACAUUCCCAGCUCCCUCAUUGGGGUCAUAGAUGGCAGCUUUGAAAUGGGUAACCUGCUGGUAAUAGCCUUUGUGAGCUACUUCGGUGCAAAGCUCCAUCGUCCCAGAUUGAUCGGUAUUGGCUGUUUGGUCAUGGCUGCUGGCUGUUUCCUCAUUACGCUGCCUCACUUUUUGCAGGGCCUGUAUAAAUACGAGACCAGUGUGACUCACAGUAAAGAUGUGAACAGCACUGAGAGCAUCCUGCCCUGUUUGUCCAACCACACAGUGCACGAUGUGGACACACCUGAUUUAGCAGCCAUAGCAGAUUGCGAAAAAGCAGCCGGUUCUUCCAUGUGGGUAUAUGUGUUCCUGGGAAACAUGCUGCGUGGGAUUGGAGAGACCCCCAUUAUGCCUCUAGGAGUGUCCUACCUGGAUGACUUCUCCAGAGAAGAGAACACUCCUUUCUAUUUGGCCUGCAUCCAUACAGUGGGAAUCUUGGGACCGAUGUUUGGCUACAUGAUGGGAUCCUUUCUGGCCAAGAUCUAUGUGGAUGUUGGAUUUGUGGAUUUAGAGAGUGUGACCAUUAACUACAAGGACUCCCGCUGGGUCGGGGCCUGGUGGCUGGGUUUCAUUGUGACCGGCACUAUUAUCUUGCUCUCCAGUAUCCCCUUCUGGUUCCUGCCUAAGUCUCUUCCCAAGCAGGGCAAAGAGAAGAGCCAGAAUAAACGCACAGAGCUUGCAACAGCAGUGGAGCAGGAUAAUUUCCUGCCGGAGGAUCAGCAAGAGAAAGAGACUCCAGUAACAUUCCAAGAGCUGGCAAAAGAUUUUAUACCAUCUCUGAAGAGACUCUUCAGGAACAGCAUCUACACACUGAUGAUCCUCACCUACCUGGUGGCAGUCAAUGGCUUCAUGGGCAUGAUCACCUUCAAGCCAAAGUACUUGGAGCAAAUCUACGGCCAGUCCGCCUCCAGGGCCAUUUUCCUCAUAGGUAUACUCAAUCUCCCAGCAGUCGCUUUGGGCAUCAUCACUGGAGGUUUUGUGCUCAAGCGUUUCAAGUUAGGCGUGGUAGGAGCAGCCAAGGUGUCCAUGGGGGCAUCUAUUGGAUCAUUUUGCCUGUUGGUAGUCCAGGUCUUCCUUCAUUGUGAGAACACGGAAGUGGCUGGCCUCACGGUGACAUAUCAAGGAAUGCCUGAAGUGUCCUACAAUGCGCAAACGUUGCUGUCACAAUGCAACACUGGCUGUUCCUGUUCAAUGAAGCAGUGGGACCCUGUGUGCUCCUACAACGGGAUGACGUACGCCUCGCCCUGCCUGGCCGGAUGUCAGACCUCCACUGGCACCGGCAAGGAGAUGGUGUUCCAUAACUGUUCCUGUGUUAGCGCCAACAUGAGUCCAGGCCUAAACAUGUCAACCGUACUGGGUCAGUGCCCCAGGAAAAGCAACUGCGACCGCAUAUUUAAAAUCUACAUGGCACUGUCCGUGGUGGGCUCCUUCAUAUCCGCCUGUGGGGGCACCCCAGGGUACAUUGUGCUGCUCAGGUCCAUACAAAAAGACUUGAAGGCCCUAGCUUUAGGGAUGCAGACGCUAAUCGUAAGAACACUAGGUGGGAUCCCUCCUCCUAUAUAUUUUGGAGCCCUGAUUGACCGGACAUGUUUGAAGUGGGGUACCAAGCAGUGUGGAGGCCGUGGCGCAUGCAGACUCUAUGAUGCUGAUGCAUUUAGAUGGACUUUCAUGGGGUUGAUCACCGGGUUAUACCUCCUGUCCAACAUGAUGUGGGGAGGCCUCUACCACAAAAUUGUCCAGAGACAGAAGAAGCAAGCAUUGAAGGAACAGGCCAAAGAUAAUGGACUGGAGACCAAUGGAGUAAAUGGACAUGCUAAUAUCAACAUAGCCCAUAAUAAGGAUGACACAGACAAGGAGAGCACCAUUUAAAGAAGAACACCACCUACCGUAAGAGUUAUAAUGUGGUCAUGGUACACCAUCUUGACUUCAAGUAGUAUUACACACAAAAAAAAUCACGGAAUGGGGAUUUCUUGUAUAUUUCCUGUGUAUUCGUCCUUUUUUUUUUUUUUUUUUUUUUUACAGGUGUCUGCACAAUGAAUUGUAUUGUAAAUAAGCGCAAAAAGAAUACAAAAAAUUGACUCACUGCAUACCAUUAAGUUACAUGUAGCAUCUUUGUUACGCAUUUCCACUGUUGACAUCAUGUGGGUCAUUGUGCACAUUGUUACAUAUACUUAUACUCAAACCCUAAAAGGUCAUCCAUCCCUCUCGCUAUCUGGAAAAAAAAACAACAACCCUCAUUCAAACAAUGGGACUGUUUCGUGUUUGAUAUCCACUCUAUCGAUUGAUUGAUACAAGUAUGUAAUUAGUGUUAAUAAUAAUGCAUAUACAGAAUAUAUGGUCUUAGAUGUCUUUAUAUAGUGAGCUUUUUUAUUUACAAUUGUAAUGAUUGUCCUUAAAGCAGUUGUGUUUGCAUUAAAAUACAUUAUUAACAAUA
Molecule: messenger RNA, 2811 nt
Organism: Doryrhamphus excisus (bluestripe pipefish)
Lineage: Eukaryota; Metazoa; Chordata; Actinopteri; Syngnathiformes; Syngnathidae
Gene: slco1d1
Product: solute carrier organic anion transporter family, member 1D1
Biological process (GO): sodium-independent organic anion transport; bile acid and bile salt transport; transmembrane transport
Cellular component (GO): basolateral plasma membrane
Molecular function (GO): protein binding; bile acid transmembrane transporter activity
Source: RefSeq, a predicted model, not a curated record